AUGAUGAGCAAGCCUGCCGGUUCAACAAGUGGCUGCUUGGAUAUUUUAAAUGUCAAAUCCAGUCGAAUUCUGGACAUUCCGUGUAAGGUGUGUGGUGACAGGAGUUCAGGGAAGCACUACGGUGUUUACGCAUGUGAUGGCUGUUCCGGAUUCUUCAAGAGAAGCAUACGGAGGAACAGAACGUAUGUCUGCAAAUCUGGCACUCAGGGUGGCUGUCCCGUGGACAAGACACACAGAAACCAGUGCCGCGCGUGCAGACUAAAGAAGUGUCUAGAAGUGAACAUGAACAAAGACGCCGUGCAGCACGAGAGGGGCCCGAGGACCUCGACCAUUAGGAAGCAGGUGGCCUUGUAUUUUAGGGGGCACAAAGAGGUGAACGGAACAUCAACCCACUUCCCAGCUACUUCCAUCCCGGGCCCGCCGUUCUUCACGACUGUCUCCCAGCUAGAGCCGCACAACUUGGAGAUAAGCACGGUUACUAGCACGCCUGAACGGCAAGCCAUCGUGGGACUCGCACAGCCCACUCCAAAGUACCCUCAUGAGGUGAGUGGCACACCUAUGUAUCUAUACGAGGUCGCCACCGAGUCAGUGUGUGAAUCAGCCGCGCGCCUGCUCUUCAUGAGCAUCAAAUGGGCCAAGAGUGUUCCUGCGUUCUCUACUCUCCCUUUACCUGACCAGUUGAUCCUAUUAGAGGACGCAUGGAGAGAACUGUUCGUUCUAGGCAUAGCACAGUGGGCCAUUCCAGUGGAUUCAAACACUCUUUUGGCUGUCUCAGGUAUGAACUCAGAGAAUACAGAGUCGCAGCGGUUGAAUAAGAUUAUUUCGGAGAUCCAGGCACUGCAAGAGGUGGUGACGCGUUUCAGACAGCUGCGACUCGACGCAACGGAAUUUGCCUGUCUCAAAUGUAUCGUCACCUUUAAAGCAGUUCCAACGCAUAGCGGCUCAGAGUUGAGGAGUUUUCGCAACGCCAGCGCCAUUGCAGCUCUCCAAGACGAGGCGCAACUCACUCUCAACAGUUACAUCCACACGAGGUACCCCACUCAGCCGUGCCGCUUUGGGAAGCUGUUGCUGCUUUUGCCUGCUCUGCGCUCGGUCAGUCCAUCCACCAUCGAGGACGUGUUUUUCAAAAAGACCAUCGGAAACGUGCCAAUCACGAGGCUUCUUUCUGACAUGUACAAAUCUAGCGAUAUAUGA
Chanos chanos (milkfish) is the source of this 1194-nucleotide messenger RNA. It is a transcript of the gene nr2e1, whose product is annotated as nuclear receptor subfamily 2, group E, member 1. The coding region runs from base 1 to 1194 and encodes 397 amino acids. The transcript is spliced from 9 exons. Lineage: Eukaryota; Metazoa; Chordata; Actinopteri; Gonorynchiformes; Chanidae. Gene Ontology annotation, biological process: regulation of DNA-templated transcription. Gene Ontology annotation, molecular function: sequence-specific DNA binding; DNA-binding transcription factor activity; zinc ion binding. The record is from RefSeq and is a predicted model, not a curated record.